Messenger RNA from Heterobilharzia americana, 3142 nucleotides. The record is from the annotation of a GenBank genome assembly. NCBI's taxonomy places the organism in Eukaryota, Metazoa, Platyhelminthes, Trematoda, Strigeidida, Schistosomatidae.
CUGAGCUUGAACAUAGAUUGAUCAUUAAAAGAUAGAUGAAAAGAUAGACUGACAGACAGGCGGAAAUUCUAAAUAUUGUAAAAAUAUUAGAUUGACACUACUAUCCAGAAUUAUAGGUUAUUGUGAUAGAAUUUCAAUGAUGAAAAUUUGACUAGUCUGAAGAAUCACUGAUUUUCAGGUGAAUCAUAUAAGUAUACACGGAUUACAAUCAGUAGUUGGAUUAAUCGGACCUUACAAUUUCUCAUAUGAUUCUUAUGAAUGAGGGAUAUACUCAGUUACAGGUGUAAAAGGAUAAAAAAUUAAAAAUAUUGAAAAAGAAAGAACAAUAAAAAGUGUUAUCAAUCUAUGUAAAUAAAAUUUACAAAACUUGUUUAAUUAGAAGACAUUUUAUUAUAAUAAUAAUAAUAAUUAUUAUUAUUAUUAUGACAUUAUUUAAUCUGUUAAAUAUUAUAUAUAUACAUUAUAAACAUCUGUAAAAUGCCUCCGAACAAACUAAUCACAUGUCCACCUUAUCGGGAACAACAUCCACUUUUCUGGUACCUUAUAGUACAUCAGCUUACUGGGAUAGAAAAAUAGACCAAAACCUGGAAGAAGAAAAAGGAAUCGAUCAACUAGUUACAGAUGACAUAUUUCAUCCAGUCAUAGAUUCAGCUAUUGAAACAGAAAGAUUAGUGAUCAAUGUAAGCGGUUUACGUUUUGAAACUCAAGUACGCACUGUAAGUCAAUUCCCUGACACCUUGUUAGGUAAUCCAAAUAAACGUAAUCAUUAUUAUGAUCCAUUAAGAAAUGAAUACUUUUUUGAUAGAAAUCGUUCAAGUUUUGAUGGUAUCUUAUAUUUCUAUCAAAGUGGUGGAAGACUUCGUCGACCGGUUAAUGUACCAAUUGAUGUAUUCAAUGAAGAAAUAAAAUUUUAUGAACUUGGUGAUGAAGCUUUAGCUAAAUAUCAUGAAGAAGAAGGAUAUAUUAAAGAAGAGCCAAAAAUUCUACCAAGAAAUCGUUUUCAGCGUAAAGUAUGGCUUUUAUUUGAAUAUCCAGAGAGUUCAUUAGCUGCUCGUAUACUAGCUAUUGGUUCAGUAUUUGUUAUAAUUCUAUCUAUUAUAAUUUUUUGUUUAGAAACUCUACCACAUUUUCGUCGUUAUAGAAUAAUGAAUCAUUUCAAUGCUUCAAUUUAUAAUGAAGAAGUCAUUUUUGAAGAGGAUGAUUUACCAACUAUAGAUCAACCAUUUUUUAUUAUUGAAACAUUUUGUAUAGUUUGGUUCAGUUGUGAAUUGUUAGUACGUUUUGCAUCUUCUCCUAAAAAAUUUGCAUUUUUCAAAGUUUUAAUGAAUGUUAUUGAUGUAGUUUCAAUUAUUCCUUAUUUUAUUACUGUUGGUGCUGUGAUUAUUGAUGAUCCUAAGCAGCGUAAUCAAACUACAUCAUUGGCUGUGUUAAGAGUUAUUCGUCUAGUUCGAGUUUUUCGAAUAUUCAAAUUAUCCAGACAUUCAAAAGGAUUACAAAUCUUGGGACAGACAUUGAGAGCAAGUGUUCGAGAAUUAGGUUUACUUGUAUUCUUUUUACUCAUUUGUGUUAUAUUAUUCUCCUCAGCUGUAUAUUUUGCUGAAGCUGAUGCUGACACUUCGUUAUUUCGUAGUAUACCAGAUGGAUUUUGGUGGGCUGUUGUAACAAUGACUACAGUUGGUUAUGGUGAUAUGCGACCAGUAACAGUAUGGGGAAAAUUGAUUGGUUCAUUAUGUGCUAUAGCUGGUGUAUUGACAAUUGCUUUACCAGUGCCUGUUAUUGUUUCUAAUUUCAAUUAUUUUUAUCAUCGUGAAACUGGAGCCGAUGAAACAUCACAUUCUUUAUCCUCUUCAAUGGAAACAGACGAUGAUAAUGAUGAUGAUGAUAAUAAUGACGGAGAUAAUGAAGAAAAACAAAAACAUUCAAAAACUGCCUACAUUAUGAAUAGUAGUAGUGUAAAUCGAUUACAAAAGAAAAUUUCUCAUAAAGACAGUAGCAUAGUCAAAAUGAUACAAUAGUACCUGGUGCCUUGAAACAAAACUCUAUUUCACCGAAAAAAUCAACACAUAUACCACUUUUCUAGUCAUAUCAAUAUAUGAAUAAAUCAGAAGAAUAUUUUAUUUAUUUUCUAUAAAUUCAUUCACAUCUGUAUUAUUCAUUUUCUUAGUUAUAUGCCAAAAAAGUGAGAUAUAUAUAUAGAGAGAGAGAAGGUAGUGAUAUAUUUCAUUUGUUAUAUAUAACUAGAAAAACUUUAAUUACUCAUCAUUGCUCACAAUAUUCUUCAAGAUAAUAACAAUAAUAAUAAUAACUUUCUGCAUUAGUAUUAUUCAUAGUGUUCUAUACACCUUUAAUGGUUCAGUUUACAUCAAAGAAAUAUGAGUAUAUCAAGAUAAAUAAUUAUUAAUUACAAAUUGUAUUUAAUUGCGUAUGGAAAUGGAUAAAAAAAUACCAGAAAUUAUUUUAUACAAUUAAUAUUAUUACCACCGGUUGAUUAUGAUGAAGUUAAUAAUUCUUAAAAUUAUCCAAUUAAUCAUUAUUCAAUAACAGGCAUAGAUAAAAAGUAAAUAAAGGAACUAUUUUUUAUUGAAAAAUCACUUCAAUGAAGUAUUUCACUUCUCUUUUCUUAUAACUUGAAGAAACAAUAGACAACAUACUAUUAUAAUACAUAUACUAUGAAAACUUUAUGGCCAGAUCUAUUCAAAUUGGAAUGAUGAUAAAUGUAAAGAGGAUACUUCUAUUGAAAAGGAAUUUCAAAAAGACACCUGGUCAAAGUUUUCUCAUGUAGAUGAGUUUAUUUACCAAUAUGGAAUAAUUUAUGCACUAAGCGUAUGUAUGCAUACAAAUUAUCAAUAUAGAUUUUUCAUAUAUAUAAAAAAAGUUAAAACAUUUCUCAUUUCUGUAUUAAAAUUUCUUUCCAUAUAUUUUUUGUAAAAAUCAAUACUGUGUAAUAAAUGAAGGUGAAAAGAAAACUUGAACCAUGGUUGGAUUCGAACCAGUGGCCAUCACAUCUCCGGCAUAAUGCUCUACCAACUAAGCUAUGAGGUUCAACAGCUGACCAGAUUUUUAUUUUACUUCAAUCAUUAAAGGGUUCAGCCAACUAAUAUUUGAAUUAGUGACGUGUUACUACAGCUUGAUUGUAUUCACA